Messenger RNA from Micropterus dolomieu (smallmouth bass), 8990 nucleotides. RefSeq lists its product as uncharacterized. The record is from RefSeq and is a predicted model, not a curated record. Bases 32 to 4411 code for a protein of 1459 amino acids. Lineage: Eukaryota; Metazoa; Chordata; Actinopteri; Centrarchiformes; Centrarchidae. The transcript has 2 exons.
CGAGGACCACCUGACGGUAAGACCGGUCUAAAUGGAAGCAGCGGAGGAAACUCUCACUUACCGAGAUGACACCGGACUUCACAGGAAGCUGCUCCCUGAGGACAAGCAUAAGGACAAGAUGGACAGUAAGGGCCACGCCACCGAGACAAAAAGCGACGAGUCCAACUAUGUGGACCUGGACAUGAAACCGGACGGCGCCAAAACAGUGAAAGUGACUUUCACUGGCGAGGGAAGUCAGCUGUCUGUUAAGAAGUGCGACAGUUCGAAGCAAGAGGAGCAUGACAAUGAGGGUAAAAUCAUUUCAGAGGACUUUGUUGAAGAGCAGCUAGAGGACGGGCCCGUUUCGCGUGAGCCUCCUUUGGAAACUCCGACCAAACUUAACACCGACCAGGACCCGGAGACUGAAAAGCAGCGCCAGGCCGAGCUCGACCCGAGUGACUGCAGUGAGCAUGUGCGCAGUGAGAGUGAUGAGCUCCAGUACACGGACAUGUAUCUGAACAGCAAGACGGAGUCUGAUGAUGGUGCCAGCGCGGUGCUGUCCGACCACUACGGCUCGGACACCGUGGAGGACGAGUCUCACUAUAUCACAACGCAUGAAAUCCAGCUGACCGAGCUCGACCACGACGUAGAUUACGACCUGGGGCGAGGGACCUGUUGGGAUUUUGAAGACAACAACCUGGUUUAUUCCUUUGUGGAUUACGCGUCUUUCGAAAGUGACGAGACGCAGGAGGGGACUUUGAGACUGGAGGGCAGGAGCCAGGCGAAAAUUCAGUCUAAUCUUGGUGGAGCAGUUGUCAGCACCGAACAGGAUGACAGUGAUCUUUGUGACUCGGACAAAUGCGCAAGCUCAGAUGAAAGCGUGUGCAAAAACCAAAGCGGAGACGCUAAUGCGGGGAAAAUUCAGUUAUCAAUAAAAACAUCCUCCAGGGCGGUGAACGAACCUGUCAACAUCUUUGACAACAGCACCUGUGGGUACACAAAACACUUCAGAGACAGGAGCCAUUUCUCUUUUGUGAGCUCUGGCGCCAGAGCGGGGCCCUUGUGCGAUAGAGCCCAAUAUUUCAUCCCUGCUCCGGGCCGUCAGCACCUUGCAACCAAACUAAGACGGAAAGAUAUUAAUGAGUAUUCCAGCGGAGCGUCCAGUUCCAUCAGUGAGCUGGACGACGCUGAUAAAGAGGUGCGUAAUUUAACCGCCAAGUCUUUCCGGAGCUUGGCAUGUCCAUACUUUGAUGCCAUUAAUCUUAGCACCUCUAGUGAGUCCUCGGUGUCGGAAUAUGGGCUAAAUAAAUGGUCAGCGUAUGUGGACUGGAAUUAUGGAAACAUAUCGCGGGGGAGAGAACGGAGUGUAAUUGCGCACAAGACUUCCAGCGCAACAUUGGAAAUGAAUAAAAUUGUGGACAAUAAGAGGCAUGACAAGUAUAUUACUGACAUGAAAGCGCCACAUACCAAAACCUACGCACUGAACAAGAAGACAACUUCUCAACAAUCUUCCUCUUCUAGCAAAAAGAUUGAACUGAAACACCCUCUUCAUUCGAAGCAGCGUGGAGUCACCCUGAAUUUCCGCUGUAAUGUUGAAGCGCCUGAAGGCACCAGACGUCCAAAAUGCUCGAAGAAAACACUAUCCAAUGACGUUACUGGGACUGUGUUGGCCAGGUCAGGGUGUGAGACGCAGUGUCAUCACACAGAUAGUUCGGAGGAUACACACAAAAGGGCCGUUUUUGCAUCAAGUCUGUUGAAAAAUGUGAUUUCAAAAAAGAUGCAGUUUGAACAGGAGCGCAAAAUGGAAAGGGGCGAAAUUUGUGACACAUACCCAGCACUCUCCCCGUGUUUUCAAUACAAAGAUCACGAGGGGACGAGAGAAAGGAGUCAAAGAAGAGGCCUCCAAAGACAGACAUCAGAAUCAGGCUCAGGACUCACUGUUAAUUCUUCUGAUGAUCAUCACCUGGAGGGCAGCAGACCCAACUCCUGUGAGCCUGCAGAGGAGCAGGAAAGCAAUACAGCACCAUGUGAUCCAGAAAAGGGACACCAUGAGCCUCCUAAAGCACAGCUUGGCCACAGUCAAACUAGUGCAUUUAAUUCACUGAAAGAUGAGCCAAAACCUGAAAAUGAGACUGAACCCACAUCUGAAAGUGACACACAGAACCAAGCGAAAGAAAUAUUAGACACUAGCAGCAUGCUGACAAAACUUCUUUUUGUUCCAAGCUGCCAGCUCCUUUCAAGGGAGAAGGAUUUUACAGGAGACUUGCCAAACCGUGCGCCUGUCACAGGCGCACCUGCUGGCCCACAUAAAUGUGAAAAAGAGUUCAAAACAGGCAAUAAUGGAAACAUAGUAGGCAAAGAAGAAAACGAGAUGGGGGGGAAAACCCCUGAGAUCAAAAUAUGCCUGAGAAGUGUGAAGGAAAAUAAAGGCUGUACACUAAAUAUUGCCAACCUGUUAACCCCUAAAAUAAGUUAUAACACUGUCAACACAUUCAGGGGAGCAGGUGAUGCCAAAUGCCACAUUUUGUCUGCUUCAGAAAAAAUUCCAAACUUUACUGUUAGAGAUAUAAGAGACACCAAAUGCAAGUUUCAAACACCAAUAUAUCAUGUCAGAGAUGUCCGUAAAUUGGUCAAAAGUUCAUAUCGUUUUGUUUCUUUGGAUAACAGUGACAGUAAAUGUUCCACAGCAGCUGAUAAACCUGAGGAAAAGGCCACAAAGGAGCCAGUUAAGCAUUUAUUACCAUCUCCAAUUGUCAUUAAAUGUCACUCUGUAAAAACAAAUGUUAAACAACAGACAGCUGAGGUGUCACAGAAACAGGCAGAGGCAGGCAUCCCAUCUGAAACAUCUCAAAGUGAAAAUACACCGUCACAUUGCACAACUAGCAGGGCACCACCUGUAUGCAAGCAGCUACACCCUGACCACUCAGACAUUCAUUCAAAUAUUGAAACCAAACAGACAAAACAGAGGCAGGAAAAGUUUGCGGGUGAGCCAGCUGAAAGGAGAAAUGAGCCUAGAGUGCCAAAACAGGCUGCGUUAGAGAAGCUUAAAGCUGCGGUCAAAACAAUGGAGCAGCUUUAUGUUUUUGAUAGAAAUGAAUGGAAGCGUAAAACUCAAGCUCCACAACCAAUCACAGGCAGUCAUGUGCUGUCACUUAUUGCCAGCGAGGAGCAGGGAGCAGAGGAGCUGGAGAUGACAAACACUGACAGGAUUCCCCAGUCUCAGACAAACACCACAGACACAUGCAAACAACGGGAAGAUAAAGGAGCUCAGAGUAUCAUACAUAUUCCGUAUAACAACGACACAUUUAAAACACAAUCACAGCAAAGCAAAACAUUUAGAAACAAAAGUGUCCUUCAUGUUGGCAAUAAGGCACAUGUCAGCAUUAAUUCAGCAUUUAGUAACCCUAUUCCACAAAGCUCUGCGCUGCAAACAUCAUCGAUUAUGAAAAGCCACAAGACACCGGUGGCUCCACUGUCUGUGAAAAUAGAGCCCCCGAAGCACAGCCAGGUGGAGCAGGGAAAGGUCAAAAUCAUUCCCACUAAUCCCUCUGCCGCACAGGCCUGCGCAGACUCUGAGAACUAUCUAACCAUACCUGGGCUGGGGCAUACAAAUGAAAUCAAACUGCUGAAUCCAGAGCCUGUUUCAAGGGAGGUGAGGUCAAACGAUACCCAAAUUCAAACAGGUCACAGCAUGACGCCUGAGCAGAAAAGGUCUUCGUUAAUCAUGGAGUACCCAGCUUCAAGCAUCUACCAUCGCUUGGGGGCAACAAAGGGGCCUCAAGCAACACAGCAGAUGUUAUGUUUCUCUCCCUCUAUCCCGGCUGUGUCACCGACACCUUCUACUGGAGAGACAGUCCCACAGACCCAGCGCAAGAUGCUUUUAGACCCCACUACAGGACAUUAUUACCUGGUGGACACUCCCAUACAGGCCACCACAAAGAGACUCUUUGACCCUGAGACAGGCCAGUAUGUGGAUAUACCCAUGCCCCAUUCUCCUGCAUCACCUGUCACGCCUGUCACCCCUGUGCCUCUGUCUCUGUCCCCCCUCGCACUGAGCCCAGCAGCAUACGCACCCACCUACAUGAUCUAUCCGGGCUACGUCCCCUCGCCCACUCUGCCAGCCCAGGCGCUGUUGCCACAGUCACCGUGUCACUCUAAGGAUGCAGGUGGAGAAAGGGUAAAAAAUGCCAGAAGCCCUAAACCAGAAACUGACGCAGCAGGCACAGAGAGUGUGUAUUACAGUGCAACAGGUGAGACCCCACAAGGGCCACUUCAGCUACCUGUGAGCUUGGGACAUGUGACCGCCAGAGGAGGUGCAGCAAGCUCAAACAGGAAGCCAGUCAUCAGCAUCACAACGCAACAAGGUCCAAGAAUCAUUGCCCCACCCUCCUUUGAUGGGACAACAAUGAGCUUUGUGGUGGAGCAUCGGUGACCAAGGAAACAUCUCAUCAUACAUACACCUCCAGUGAAGAAUCUGCCUUCAUUCACUGUAAGUGCAGUUUUCACCCUCAUCACCCCACCCUAUCUGUGAUCUACUCAGCAGGACAACUUUCACCAACAACUAUUUCAGUCCCCAUUCUGUUGUGUUGUUCAUUCUUGCAGCAGACCUUACUGUAAGCUGUAUGCAUUGCAGCACUUUGUAGGGUAAACACAUUCAGCCAUGUCCUCUGGCUGAUGCUCUGCCAUAUUGCUAUAUGAAUCUGCUUUGUAAUACUUUCCAUUCAGCUGCUGUCUAGAACUCUUCAAAAGCUUUCUGGGCCCUGCAACAUGUCUAUUCAAAAGGAAACAAAGCAGGUCUUCUGUUACAGUUACUGCUACACUAUAGGCCAGCCCACUACUUUAUUACCAUGUCUUUAAAGCGAGACUACAAAACUUUUGAAAGGAAAAAACACAUCUUCCUUUUAUAAAUGAAAAGUUAAACUCAUAAGCCAUAAAACACAACCUUGAUGAAUUCAAUACACUCUUGCUGCUACAACCAUUCUUGGUUUGGUAUGACCAUGUAAGCUAAUGUAAGCAAACUUGAUAGAUAUUACUGUGUAACUGACAUUACUGACUCAGUUUGCUGACAUUUUGUCCCUAGUUGUGCAACUGUUACACUCCGUUUUAGGAUUUCACAGAUAAACGUUUCAAGGGUUUUAUGAAAGAUAGAAUAAGAAGAUACACAACAUAUCUCAGCAGGAGACAUGUUUGUGGUUUCCUGCGUGUGAUCCCAUUACACUUAUUCUGACUAUGGACGCAAGCUCAAGAGAGUCAGCCAAGCCGCAACAACAACAAAAAACCCUUAUAGCCCAAAAGCAGUCUCCCCAAAGACCACCAUUAUUAAAGAGACAUCGGUGAAACUAACACUUCCAGAUAAUUUUUCCUGCAUGCUGGGGGAAGCUUGGCACAUUGAAUCAGAGUGGGCCAUGUUCAAAACAUCCAUCCGACUGCUCAGAGUUUUGGCCAGAUGGGCACCUGUGCUUGUUGCAUCAGCACUGGUGGUUGACAGUAGUGGCAAUCAAACUAACAAAGGGGUCCUUUCAUUGCUUGUUUGUCCUGGAGGAUUCCUGAAGCAGCAGGUACAAGGAGGCCAGAUGAGAUGGAUGAGAUUCACCCAAAGAUGCUGAAGACUCUGGACAUUGUGGGGCUGUCUUGGUUGACACACCGACUCAAUAUCAUGUGAGGGUCAGGGACAGUGCCAGGGGACUGGCAGACCAGGGUGGUGAUUACCAUUUUUAAAAAGGAGGGUGUGCGCCAACUAUUAGGGCUAUUAGGGUAUCACAUUGCUUAACCUUCCUGGGAAAACUUCGACCAAGGCACUCUGUCCUGGUCAUGGAACAGUGAACUAACUCUUUACUCUUGCAAGGAUACUGGAGGGGUCAUGGGAGACUGCCCAUCCAGUCUACUUGUGUUUUGUAGAUCUGGACCAGGCUUGUGACUAUUUCCCCUGGGGUACUGUACCUUGUGGCAGAAUGCGGAACUGAGGCCAUUAUUAAGAGCUAUUCAGUCCUUGUAUAACCAGAGUGAGAGCUGUGUCCACAUUCUCAGCAUGAAGUCAAGCUUGUUCUCAGGGGCAUUGGGCUCUGUUAGAUUUAUGCCUUGUCACCAAUUCCCGUUUAUGUAUUUAUUUUUAGGCCCAGCUGAGAUGUGUAGAGUGUCUGUUUGGUUGCCUCGGGAUUGCAUCUCUGCUUUUUGUGGUUGAUGUGGUUCUUGUGGCUUUAUCAGACUGUGACUUCCAGUGUGCACUGGGAUGGUUUGUGGCCAGCUCAGACAUCCAGAUGGACCUCGCAAUAGAGCUGCUGCGCUUUUGUAUUGAAAGGAGUGAGCCAUGGUGGUUUUGGCAACUGAUUUGGAUGCCUUCUGGAUGCCUACCUGUGGAGGUAGUCCAGACCCAUCUAACCGGGAGGAGACCACAGGGAAGACCCAGAAAACGCUGGAGGGCUUACAUAUCCCAACUGGCCUGGUCUUAUGAAUCCUCCAGGAAAAGAUGAAGGAUGUGGUGAGGAAGAAGGACAUAUGGGCUACCUUGCUUUGCCUACCUGACCCAGACCCAGAUCAGCAGGGGAAAUUAGGAAAUGGAUGGAGGAACGUCUGUAAAUCAAUUAAUAGAACAGUUCCAUCUUUAAUAUCUUGGGAAAUGUAGGAGCAAUCAAUGUGUCAUAAUCCUGUAACUGCUGCUUUUGGUCUCAGCGGCCGUUGUUAAUAAAAAAUUAUGCAGUCUUGCUUUAAUUCAAGAUGAUUACUUAGGAUGAAUACAACCUGUUGUGUGUAUUUUACACAUUUUCUGGGGACAGGGACCAUUUGUCUGCACGGAAUUGAAAACAAACUCCCCCAAUUUAAGGGGUAAUGUUGAAUCAUCCCAUUUUUUUUUACAGUAACUUCAGUCAGAAGAGGAAUUAAAAUUACUGUAUUUGAAAAUAAUAUACAUUAAAGAUGCCCCAAGUAAAUUCAAAAUAUCUGACAUUGCAUCAUAUUACAACACUCCAGCACAAAAUUUUCCACAUUCACAAUAACAUUUCCAUGUUUUUUUAGGAGUCGGUGGCUCAUGUUCUACUUGAAGUAUGUGUGACCUCUGUGUCAUGACUCACAAAAUGCUACUAAUACAUGCAUAACUGAUAUGCUGUAUGAAGUGGUGUAUGUUUAUAUUUUAAAAUGCUCCUCACAUGUUACAUUGCAAAGAAAAGACAAACACACUAAGUGUGUUGAAAAGAUGAAGCGGAGCUGGGACUCUGGUUUAACAAUGUACUUAGGACAGUAUUUCCUGAGUAGUGUUGGGCCUAACGAGUCAAAGCCAGCUGAGACAUUUAGGGGAUAACUUCCUCUAUUCAUGUAAGUUUAUUUUACAUUUUUGUGUAACGAGAUGGGAGUUUGUGUGUGUGCCUCUGAAUGAGUCUGUGUGUUAUGUAUGGCAUUUCAGCAAUCUGUGAGCGUAUAGCAAGGAGUCAUGUUACUUCACUCUAGACAAGAGCACACUGACUGUACAUGUUUAGGUUGUGUCUUCACACUUUACACACAGCAACCUCAGUUUCUCUUGUUUAAAUGCCUUAAACUCUUUGAAUGUGUAUGAAUUUAGGUUCAUAUGACGGAUGACAUCCACCCUAGUAUAAUAAAAUAUAUUAUAUUAUAUUAUAUAAAACAAUAUUGUUUUAAUUGCUUUCUGUACAGAGAAGCUGUGAGGUUAUUUUCUUUUUUCUGUUUCCUUUUGAAUACGCAGUGGGGACGUCAUGAGUCAAUGUGUAGAAUUAAUACAACUGUAGAUUGCUAUUUUUAGCAUGUUUCAAAUCUAAACACAUUUUAAAGGUAUUUGGAGCUGCUGGUCAGUCUAUGUACCUUCCUUCUGUAAAAUACAUGUUAUUAUGCCUCUGUGAAAACAGACUUUAUAUAAAUUGCCCUAUGAGUUGAAUUCAUUAUAAGUGAUAUGAAAUAAUGCAGUGAUUUGCAAGACUUGUUGUUGACUGUGCAGUAGCUUGAACAUGGUUUGCUCUUUAGAGCGACUUGAUGUUAGAACAUUUAAUGCAUUUUGAGGUGAAAUGUAAUUUGUACUUUUAAUUCAUGAGACAUUGUACUUCUUAACAUAGUAUUUUAAUUAUAAUUUUAAAUUAAUGUGCCCCUGAGGCAGUUGAGAACAAUACAAGUAAAACUAUAAAAGUUAUUUAUUUAGAAAUUAUAAAUCUGUUGUAUACAAAUUACUUUUUAAAAAAGUAUCCAGAGAAAACUACCAAAGCAAGUCAAAAUGGCGAGAUAUGAUAUGCUACCUCCUUCCAGAGUAUUUCAUCAGCAAGUUGUUCAUUAAAGCACUUUGAUAUCAUUUGAAAGACUAAUAUAAAUAAGAAAUAUAAUGUGUAAGCCCCUGUAAAGUAGCUAUUCUAAUGUUGUCAUAAAAAUUACACUGAUAAAAACCUUUCUCCCACAUGUAUUUUAUUAGUUUCUUACAUGACCUUAAUCUGUGAAUAAUAAUGUACUUAAUGCACUUGGAUUGUCACUAUUGUCACUGACAGCGAUGAAUUGCUGUAAACAUUGGUGAUAGCAGGAGCUCUAUAUGAACUUGGUUAAUUGUAAAAGGAAACAUUGUUAAUUGUUUCUGGUGAAUUUAGCCCAAAAAUACACUGCAACAUAGACAAUAUCAUUUGUUUUGAAACAACAAACCUGCUGACUUUGAGGUAAAACAGUGGAAACUUACUGUAUCAAAGCCUGCUUUUGUACAAAGAGAGAGGGUUAACCGAAGGUGAGAUGGUUUGAGAUAAGUGCAUAUUUGAAUGUUCAAAGAAAAAGGCAUAUAUUUGAAAGAAAUGCCUUAAUGGCUGGACAGUUAUACAGUGGCAUUGUAAAUGUUUUAUACAUGAUGUAAACUGUGUUGCGUGGCUGCCACAGAAAAAGACAGAGGUCAGGAUGACAGCAGAGAGAUACCUGGAAAGGAGAUGUGAGUGAUGUGUUUGCACUUACAAAUUUGAAAGUAAUGAAUAUGAUGAAUGAGUGUAACAUAGACUGAAAAGGCGACAUACAUGUUUGCAAUAAAUUCAAAACACAAGCUA